Paramuricea clavata is the source of this 909-nucleotide messenger RNA. The record is from the annotation of a GenBank genome assembly. Lineage: Eukaryota; Metazoa; Cnidaria; Anthozoa; Malacalcyonacea; Plexauridae.
AUGUCAAGACAGUUUCGGAAUUUGAAAACUCGCUUGUUUGACCACCUUCAAACUACAACCCACCUCGAGAAACAAAAAGAGAUUACAGAUGUUGAGACUGGAAAGCAAGAGUUUGAAUCAAGAAACAGGAAGGUUGGCAUGAGAUGUGCCCGUACAAGCUAUUUACUUUAUAAGACUGCUAGGCCGUAUAGUGGGUACGAACAGCUUGUUACUUUAGAAAGUUACAAUGGCUGUGAUAUGGGUAACAUCAACCAUUCACGUAAGUUCCCUGCUCAAAUUUUGCCAUUCAUCGCAGAUGAGACGAAGGCACGUGUUAAAAAAUUCUUAUGUACACCUCUUGUACAGACUGGUUUUCUUCCUCCUGUUAAAGUUAUUGCUGACAAGGAUACAAAGAAGCAUCGUACAAGACAGGUAGUUCUUUUGGUUACGAUUGUACCUGAUGCCGCAGAGUUGAUACAGUACAUCUAUCUUGACCAUCCAAUUGUAAAGAAACACACUGGGAAGGACGUUGCUGCAUCAAUAACAAAUGUUCUUCAAAACUAUAUUGUUGCUGGACAGUUUGAAGGUGGUGGAUUUGAUGGUCAGUAUUUUCAUCUUGGCGUUCCAGAAUAUGUCAACGCACAUUAUGAGAUUGACUAUUCAGAUACUUACUAUGACUGGGACGUUCUUCAUUGCUGUGGCCUUGUUGACACUCGUCUUCGAAAACUUGAGCAGUUCCAGUGGCUUUCCAACAUCACCAACACUGUUUCCUCUAUUUUCAAAUUGUUCAACUGGGGGAAAGGCUACGAGGAGCUAGUUGAAGCAUGUGAUCGUUUGAAAUUAGCUAUACAGAAUCCACAGUUCUUUUGUGAAACGAGGUUUGCUAAUUCUGUACGGAAGGUCUAUGGAAACUUUUUGGCUGAUCUAUGA